ACGUAAUUUUUUGGUUUUUACUUUUUUGUAACAAGAGUUAUUUAUCACAGUUAAUUUUAUUUUUAUCAAUCAAUCAAUCACAAGCGAUGAAAGGAUAACAAUAAUUCAAAAAAAAAAAUAUAUAUUUAAAAAAAACACAAAAUAAUAGUGUAUUGAAAUUGUAUACAUCCAUACUUUUCAACAAUUACACGGUUUGUUUGGGCGAUGUACGGUGUCGAACACAUUCUAUGCCAUCCGAGGCACAUGCACAAAUCAAAUGGCUAUUAAAGAGACACACGGACACAGACAAAAGUUUGUGGAAGAAAUUGAUUACGAUGAAAUUGAAAAGCUUGAAAUUGUUGGAAAAGGGUCAUUUGGUGUUGUUUACCGUGGACGGUGGCGUAACAACUAUGUAGCUGUCAAACACAUUGACACUGAAGCUGAGCGUAAAGCAUUUACAGUUGAAGUUCGACAGUUGUCACGAGUCAACCAUCCCAAUAUUGUCAAAUUAUAUGGUGCAUGCACGUCAAAUCCUGUAUGUUUAGUAAUGGAAUUUGCGGAAGGAGGAUCAUUAUACAACGUAUUACAUUGUAAACCUGAGCCUCAAUACAACUUGGGACAUGCUGUUAGUUGGACGUUACAAUGUGCAGAAGGUGUAGCAUAUCUUCAUAACAUGAAACCUAAACCAUUAAUUCACCGUGAUUUAAAGCCACCAAAUUUACUAUUAGUUAAUGAAGGAAAAACACUAAAAAUAUGUGAUUUUGGGACUGCUUGUGACAAAAAAACAUAUAUGACUAAUAAUAAAGGUAGUGCAGCUUGGAUGGCACCUGAAGUAUUUGAAGGUUCAAAUUAUACUGAAAAAUGUGAUAUAUAUAGCUGGGGUAUUAUUUUAUGGCAAGUUUUAACAAGACUGAAACCAUUUAAUGAAAUUGGUGGAUCUGCUUAUGGAAUUAUGUGGGCUGUACAUAAGGGAACCAGACCACCAAUAUUUGAACAAUGCCCUCGACCGUUCCAGGAAUUGAUUACUGAGUGUUGGGAUCAAAAUCCAAAUGUUAGGCCAUCAAUAGAUCAUGUCGUUCAGGUUAUGAGGAUUUUAAUACAAUUUUGUUCUGGACAUGACCAACCAUUAAUGUAUCCCAAUUAUUGUUAUUCCAUUAGUAGUGAAUUUGAAGAAGACUGUACUUCUGAGGAUUCAUGUCCAGACAUUUCCGACUCCUAUAUUGAAAGCUUAAGAAGUCAUAAAGGAAUAAAUGGAAUGUUGACAAAUGAUAGUUUAAAAUCUAACCCCAAUUUAUCAAUACCAUUAAAUGUUAAUGUAGAGAACAAGUUUGAUCAAUAUGAAGACUUAAAAAUAUUAACCAUGCCUGGAUUUGACAAAAUGGGGGCUUAUCAGACUGUUGAUUCAACUGACCGAGAAGAUGAAUCAAAUUCACAGUGUCAAAGUCUAGAUGACACUAAUAAUGUAAAAGGUGUUUCUGGAACACAUCCUGAACUGGAUAAUUUGUACUUGAUGUUAGAUCAACAGUUGCAUCCAAUACCCCCAGAUAACACUUGUCCACAAUCAGUUCAAAUAUUUGAAGAACACAAACAGCUUGCUCAAGAAUAUUUAAAAGUGCAAACUGAAAGAGCAUAUUUAUCUAGACAUAUGGAGCAAUUGGCAGAGCGGUUAAGUCAGGAAGAAAUCUUGUGUGAUGAAGAAGUAGAUGAAGAUGACGAAGAACUUAAAAAGCUCAAAAAUGAAAAAGAAAAUUUAACACAAUUAAGCCAGAAUCUCAAAAAACAACUAGAAAUGAUACAUGUAAAAAAAAGUAACCACUCAAAUGAAAAUGAACCAUCAUCAUAGUGGUCAUGAAUUGUUUUGUAUUUGACUAAGAAGCUUAAAGUGAACAUACUUUGCAUCAUAGUUCAUUACUUAGAGUAACUUAUUGAUUGUUAAAUACUUAAAUAUGGAGCUGGCUGACAGUAUAAGCAAUUCACUCUCCAGUAUUUUUCAAAAUUUAGUCUACUAUAUUUAGGUUUUUUUCUAGGUAACAUUAUAAGAUACAGUAAUUGCACAUCAUGUUAAAACCCAAUAUUUUGACAUACUUACGAAAGUAUUCUGUACACAUAAAGACAAAUUUUAAUACUCAUGUAAUUUAUUUAUGAUCUCUCAAACCUAAAUAAAAUAUAUAUUUGAUUUAAAAAUUAUUUCCAAUGCAAAGUUUUAACUCUCUUUUAAAUAUUAUUAACAUUUUGUUUUAAAGGAAAUAAUUGGUAAAAUUGGUAAAAUUAUAUACUUGCUCCCCACAAAAUUAUCAGUGAAAUAACAGCAUUAUUAAUUAUUAUAUACAAAAAAUAUUGAUUUCAACUAGAAAUGCGGUGUAGAAACUUAAGAUUCAUUAUUUUAAACACUUCUAAGUAUAUAGCGGACAGCAUAAUGCUUAAAAUAUCUAUUAAAUUACCUAUACUUACUUAAAUAUGUAGAACUAUUCACAAAAAUCUAAUUAUGAUGUUAAGUCACAUCCAUUUUUUACCCAUCAACAAAUCAUAAUUAAGUUAAAAUGACCAACUUGUAUAUAAAUAAUUAUAGUUAAGAACAUUGAUAUAAUAUUAUCAGUUAUCACAGUAUAUCAGUAUGUGAAAAUAAAAAUUAACCAUAAUUUCACCAAAAAUACAGCCAGCUCUAUUCAACAUACUAAAGACAGUACAAAUAACAUAAUACUUUAUCUAAUUUUAUUUUGGUAACUUAUUGUGUGUGUAUUUGUUAAUUUUAAUUUUUCACAUUAAACCUGGUAAAUUAAGGGGUUUGGAGUUUUGUAUCCCUUAAGCCGCAUCCAGAUUUAGGAUACAAUUGUCUUUGUUGGAAACAAAAAUGUAUGUUAAAAGGACGUUAAAUGAGUAUUUUAAAAUUGUUAAUUGUUUAUACAUCCUAGAAUACUCAUUUAAAAUUUUUUAUGUUACACACUUGUAAGACGGAAACAAAAUGUAUCCUAUGUCUGAAUACGGCUUACAAAAAAUUAAUGAAGAAUUAUAUUGUAUAAAUAUUAAAUAUGAUAGUUUAUAAAAAAAUUUGAGAUGAACUUGUUACAUCUUGCAUUUAUGUCUAGUUCACAUAUGUUGAACGUUUUUUUCAUUAAUUUUCAGUAUACAUGUUUUUAAUUAUAUAUAAUAUUAACAUACUAAUGUUAAUAUUUUGAUAGUUUUAAAAUAUAAUUUAUUUUGUAUAAUUAAUUAAUAUUAUUAUUUUUUUUAUCUGGUGUGUUAUUAUGUUAUUAUUGUAUUAAAUAUGUACAUUUUAUUUUUAUUUAACAUUUUGGUUAUCUUUUGUAUAAAUGGUUGUCAAAUUUGAGCUCUAGUCCAACAAAAUUGCCUAAUUUUUGUUUAUGAAUUUUAAAGUACUAGAUUGUAUUUAGAAAUAUUUAAAAUGUAUUAUUUACAUUUAAAUUUUAAACCCAUUCAUAACAUUGAUAAAACAAAAAUAACAAUUCUUUUAUGUUAUUAUUAAAUAAUAUUAUAAUAUAAUAUAUAAUAUGUUUAAAAAAUAAUAACAAUAUUAAUUUUAGUAAAUACAUAGAAACGUAAUUUUAUGUUAUACAUAUGUAACACUUUAUUUUUUUUUU
Metopolophium dirhodum (rose-grain aphid) is the source of this 3578-nucleotide messenger RNA. Its product is annotated as mitogen-activated protein kinase kinase kinase 7-like. Gene Ontology annotation, molecular function: ATP binding; magnesium ion binding; MAP kinase kinase kinase activity. NCBI's taxonomy places the organism in Eukaryota, Metazoa, Arthropoda, Insecta, Hemiptera, Aphididae. The record is from RefSeq and is a predicted model, not a curated record. Bases 257 to 1822 code for a protein of 521 amino acids. Gene Ontology annotation, biological process: JNK cascade; protein phosphorylation; positive regulation of canonical NF-kappaB signal transduction. The transcript is spliced from 12 exons.